Molecule: messenger RNA, 642 nt
Organism: Rotaria sp. Silwood2
Lineage: Eukaryota; Metazoa; Rotifera; Eurotatoria; Philodinida; Philodinidae
Source: the annotation of a GenBank genome assembly
AUGAUUGCUGAUAAUACAGAAGAUUUAUUUAUAUGUGGUAAAUGUCGUACGAAUUUUACCGAUUUAAAUGCUUUUCUAACUCAUCGAUCUACUUGUAAUAUUCAACAAUCAUCAAAUGUAUUUCCUUUAUCAAAUAGUCCAUCAUCAACAUUACUUGAAAGAGAAUUAGAUGCAAUUAUUCAAGAUGUUUCAUUAACUAUUUCAUCGACACCAAAUUUAUUUUAUGAACCUAUUCAUACAGAAGUUUCAUCAACAAAUGAAUUUGACUUAUUAUUCUCUCAACCUGUUGAACAAGAUACUAUUGAUAAUGAAAUAAUCAAUACUAAUGUUUCUGAUCCAACAGAAACUUCAUGUAUUGAAAAUGGUAUGUCUCAAAUGAGUCUAUUAGAAUGUCCUGUAUGUGAUGAACAAUUUGAUGCACCAAUAAUAUUAGAAAAUCAUGUUUUUGAGCAUUCAACUUGGAUUGAUGAAAAUGAAAAUACUAGUUCUAAAUUGGGUUUACUUGUUGAUGAUUCAUCAUCGAGUUAUACAGAUGUACUCGACGAACAGUCUAAUACGCCAUUAGAAUGUAAACAAUGUACGGUUACAUUUGCUUCAAAUGCAUCGUUGAAUGUGCAUAAAAAAAUGAGUAAGACUACAUAG